Molecule: messenger RNA, 2913 nt
Organism: Pundamilia nyererei
Lineage: Eukaryota; Metazoa; Chordata; Actinopteri; Cichliformes; Cichlidae
Gene: klhl3
Product: kelch-like family member 3
Exons: 15
Coding region: 43-1857 (604 amino acids)
Molecular function (GO): protein binding
Source: RefSeq, a predicted model, not a curated record
UUUCUAAUAGACGAUCUGCGUGCAGCCGGCCGCUCGGCGCUCAUGCCCGCUGUGUUCUCUGACUCCGGGAGGAUGGACGGUGUGUCGUUGGGUCUGGUUGCCACACCGGCCUCACCGCGUCCACCAUGUGCCACCGAUUCAGAAGAGGACACGGUGAAUGGAGGGAUGCACACCUUCAACCAGACGCACAUGAGGAAAGCGUUUCAGUUGAUGAACGACCUGAGGAGUAAAAAGAUGCUGUGUGACGUCCAGCUGGUAGCCGGGAGCGUUGAAGUGCCAGCUCACAGGGUGGUCUUGGCGUCCUGUAGCCCUUACUUCUGUGCCAUGUUCACAGGUGAUAUGAGUGAGAGUAAAGCUCACCAGGUGGAGAUCAGAGAGGUGGACGGUCAGACUCUGAGAAAACUGGUCGACUAUAUUUACACAGCAGAGAUCGAGGUCACAGAGGACAACGUCCAGGUACUGCUGCCUGCAGCCAGCCUCCUCCAGCUGAUGGAUGUGCGUCAGGUUUGUUGCGAAUUCCUGCAAUCUCAGCUUCAUCCCACCAACUGCUUGGGCAUCAGAGCCUUUGCUGACCUGCAUACAUGCACACAGCUUCUCAACCAGGCUCAUGCUUACGCUGAGCAGCAUUUUACUGAUGUGGUGCAGGGCGAGGAGUUUCUGAGCCUUUCUCUGCAGCAGGUGUGCAGCCUCAUCUCCAGCGACAAACUCACCGUGUCAACAGAGGAAAAGGUGUUCGAGGCAAUGAUAUCGUGGAUCAAACAUGAUAAACCAGCUCGUCUGGAAUACAUGCCCAAACUAAUGGAGCAUGUGAGACUUCCACUGCUUUCCAGAGAUUACCUGGUACAGAUUGUAGAGGAAGAAGCUUUGAUAAAGAACAACAACACUUGUAAAGAUUUCCUCAUAGAAGCAAUGAAGUAUCACCUGUUGCCUGCUGACCAGCGUCACCUCAUAAAGACUGAUAGGACGCGACCACGAACUCCGAUCAGCAUCCCAAAGGUGAUGAUUGUAGUGGGUGGUCAGGCUCCCAAAGCCAUCCGCAGCGUGGAGUGUUACGACUUCCAGGAAGAUCGUUGGUACCAAGUGGCCGAUCUGCCCUCUAGACGCUGCCGGGCAGGUGUGGUUUCCAUGGCGGGCCGAGUGUUUGCGGUUGGAGGUUUCAACAGUUCGCUGCGGGAGCGUACGGUGGACGUGUACGACGGCACAAGAGACCAGUGGAGUGCGGUGUCGAGCAUGCAGGAGAGACGCAGCACGCUGGGAGCCGCUGUGCUGGGCGAUUUACUGUAUGCUGUGGGAGGCUUUAAUGGAAGCAUAGGUUUGUCAACAGUCGAGGUUUACAACUAUAAAACCAACGAGUGGACGUACGUCGCCUCCAUGAACACCAGACGCAGCAGCGUGGGUGUAGGGGUGGUUGAUGGUAAACUGUACGCAGUAGGGGGUUAUGAUGGUGCAUCACGCCAGUGUCUCAGUACAGUGGAAGAAUAUGACCCAGUCUCUAAUCAGUGGUGCUAUGUAGCUGAGAUGGGCACACGGCGAAGUGGAGCAGGUGUGGGUGUGUUGGGUGGUCAGCUGUAUGCAGCAGGAGGCCAUGACGGUCCUCUGGUGAGAAAGAGUGUGGAGGUGUACGACCCACAGACCAACACCUGGAGGCUGGUCUGCGACAUGAACAUGUGUCGACGAAACGCAGGUGUUUGUGCCAUUAACGGGCUGCUGUAUGUGAUCGGUGGAGAUGACGGGUCCUGCAAUCUGUCCUCUGUAGAGUUUUACAACCCAGCCACAGACAAGUGGAGCCUCAUUCCCACCAACAUGAGCAAUGGACGAAGUUAUGCUGGAGUCGCAGUGAUUGACAAGCUGUUAUGACGGCAUCUGCUCCGCAUCAGCGAACUGAAGCUCAGCAAGCAAUCGGGAAAGCGGAACAAACACGAGACGUUCUCAGUCUUCAGCUAACGCGAUCGGAAAUGAUUUUAUUAUUAUAUAUAUUUUUUUUUUUAGGGGGGUACAUCUGUUUUGUUUUGUCAUUUCAAUUCAAGCUGUGUCAGAUCCUGUUUGAGGGCAGUGUUGCACUGGAUAAGAAGCAGCAGCCACAGGAGAGUGGGCUUUUUCAAAUGCUAAGCACACAACCAGCAGCUGUAAUGAGACUCAAAGGAAGGAAGUGAUCCUAGUGGACCAAAUGGAGACGUACGGUUUUCUGUUUUGGAGAAUUUCCUGGAGAAUUAAAGCUUUGAAACAUCAGCUGAGGAAGGAAAAAAGAAACACUCACCCAGCAACUCUGCUCAACUUUAUUCUGAGGAGUUGAGCUGGUUCGCCUCCAAGAAUCCUGGACCCGGAGAGCUGCACAGUUAGUGUAAAGAAUGUAUAAAAUAUGCAAAUUAAGAGUGAUAUUUAAUAUUUUUAGGGGCUCUGACCUGGGCCGGUCGAUGGGACUUUGCUGUUGUCGACACACUACUGAAGCACUGAUCACUUGCACUGACUGACGCAGAGCGGCGGAGCGGACACACCGACCAACCUCUCUCUGACCAACGAACUUGAUCGCUCAGCUGUUUCUGAUCGCACUCACAGGAGCUUUUACAUUCACUUCUUACAGGCCAAUAAUUGUAAAAAAGAACUGUAUGCCAGUUUGAAUCGUAAUCAAAAAAAUGCUGGAGAUGUUUUUACCGCUUAAGUAAAUUAAGAAUCGAUCGUGUCAAAAAUGCACUGUAGUAAUUCAGCUGUAAUGUGUAAAACAUGCAGAUUUAACAUUUUAUUUAUUAUUAUUAUGAUUAUUAUUAUUAUUAUUAUUAUUAUUAUUAUUAUUCCGGCAAAUGAAUUGGCCGUUUGAGGGCCUAAACAUGCUCGAAAACUCAUGAAAUUUUGCACACGUGUCAGGUCUGGUGAAAAUUUACGUAUUUUAAUGUUCUCAGACAUGGCCAGGGAAAA